AGAGCCCUCUACAGGGAUGUCAUGCAGGAGAACUGUGAGAAUGUGACCUCGCUGGAGUUUCCAGUUUCCAAAUUUUAUGUGAUCUCCCAGCUGGAACGAGGAGAAAAGCCAGGGGUGCCAGAUGUCCAGGGCUCAGAUGAAAGAGAGAUCUGGAGGGAUGCCCGCCCAGCAGGUGAUGGGAUGUUGAAUGAGAAUGAGGAGCAGAAUCCUCAGCAGCAAGAUGCUGAGCAAGUGGAAGCACAUGCGGGAUUAUCACAAAGAUCCAAAGGGAAUGUAUCCAGGCAUCAUGUGAAGGGAAAAGCCUGUGAAAGUGAGCACAGUCCAGAGAGAGAUCAGGGAAAGAAGACAGGGGAGAAAAUGAGUAAAUCCAUUAAUUAUCAGGAAACUCAGAAGGAAACCACAGCCCAGAAGAGAAUCCUCACAGGAGAGCGAAGCAACACAUGCACUGAGUGUGGGAAAAAAUUUAGUAGCCGCUCACACCUUAUAGAACAUCAGAGAAUUCACACAGGGGAGAGACCCUACGAGUGCUGUGAGUGCGGAAAAAGCUUCACUCGGAGCUCAACCCUUGUGAGGCAUGAGAGGGUCCACACAGGAGAGAGACCCUAUGAAUGUUGUGACUGUGGGAAAACCUUCAGUCAGAGUUCAUCCCUUAUUACACAUCAGAGGACCCAUACGGGAGAGAGACCCUACGAAUGCCAUGAGUGCAAGAAAAGCUUUGCUCGGAUCUCAACCCUUGUUAUGCAUCAGAGCACCCACACAGGAGAGAGACCCUAUGAAUGCUGUGAGUGUGGGAAAACCUUCAGUCAGAGUUCAUCCCUUAUUGCACAUCAGAGGAUCCACACAGGAGAGAGACCCUAUGAAUGCCAUGAGUGCAGGAAAAACUUCAGUAGUCGCUCAGGGCUUUUUGACCAUAAGAGAAUCCACAGAGGGGAGAGACCUUAUGAAUGCUGGGAGUGCGGGAAAACCUUCACUCGGAGCUCACACCUUAUUACACAUCAGAGAAUCCACACAGGAGAGCGCCCCUAUGAAUGCUGUGAGUGUGGGAAAAACUUCUCUCAGAUCUCAGCCCUUAUCAGACAUCAAAGAAUUCACACAGGAGAGAGACCCUAUGGAUGCUGUGAGUGUGGGAAAAACUUCUCUCAGAGCUCAGCCCUUACUGCACAUCAGAGAAUCCACACAGGAGAGAUCCCCUAGAGAUGCUCCUUGUGGGAAAAGGUUCCAUCAGAGUUCAGUUUUAUCAUCAGAAUCCACACGGGAGAUAAACACAAUAAAAACCUUAUCUAGAGCUGACCAAAAAAAUUCUUUAAUACUUUUGCUAAUUCCCACAUAGUGGCCUUUCAGGCUGUUUGAAUCAUUUACGUUACCAUGGUCUCUCCAAUCUCUUUUUGCCUCUCGAGGUCCCUUCCUUUCCUACAAAUCCAUGACUUUGUGUGGAAGUUAUGUCCAAGCACAAGAUGGUUUGGAAAAUUAUUAAAACGAUUCCUCUUAAUCCAAAAUGCUGGCUUCCUAGAGAUACCCUCACCUGCUCACUUAGUUCUGCAGUAAAGGAUCUGCCUUUGAAACAGAAUGCCAGAUGAAUCCAUCUUUAUUGCUAGCAGUUAGACACUGUAUUGAAUAUUCUUGGAAAAAUGUGACCUGCUUUCUCCUGUGGCACCGAGUAUAUAAAAAUAUAGACUGUUCUUGUAGUGGAAAACUUUUGUAUCAACUACAUAAGCAAGAAAAGUGAUUAAAAAAAAGAG
This is a messenger RNA of Mauremys mutica (yellowpond turtle), 1739 nucleotides long. RefSeq names its product zinc finger protein 239-like. The record is from RefSeq and is a predicted model, not a curated record. NCBI's taxonomy places the organism in Eukaryota, Metazoa, Chordata, Testudines, Geoemydidae. Gene Ontology annotation, molecular function: RNA polymerase II cis-regulatory region sequence-specific DNA binding; DNA-binding transcription repressor activity, RNA polymerase II-specific. Gene Ontology annotation, biological process: negative regulation of transcription by RNA polymerase II. The transcript is spliced from 3 exons. The coding region runs from base 22 to 1194 and encodes 390 amino acids.